AUGUUGUCGCUUAAGUUGGAACUUAUUAUUCUUCUUUCCCUGAAUUGCUGUUAUUUGAGCACAGGAAUUCCAAUUUCGACUACUUUCUUCAUCCGAGAUGAAUUAAGUGACGUAAUCUUUCAACAUGCUUUCUUGGAACAAACAGGAAUUCGAAAAGAUUCAGACUGCGCCUUUUUAUGCCUAUCUUCUGGAAACUGUGCCUCGUUCCAGAUUCACGAACAACUAUUGCUUUGUCGUCUUUACUGGACACACUUUUUACUUGACGCCAUCGGUAGCCCCUCAGCAGGUCCCUGCAAUAGAGGAUACUUCUACACGAGAAUGUUUCAGUAUUGUUUCCGGUAUGCUGGACACACAUUCAGUAAGAACACAGCGUUUGACACAUGUAACGACAGAAACGAAACACUACUAAAAAUAGAUUCGACAGAAGAGAACCUUUUUGUCAGCAGCUUAGCUUAUUCAUUCAUUAAUAAUACCCUGGGAUCAAGAAGUUUCGAGAUGAUAAUAGAUGGAGAAAGAUUGUCAGGUGGAACUUGGAACUCUUUAUUUGGGAAUAACGAGAUUUUGACUUUCACGAAUUUUCCCGCGACUGAUGUUGCGAGUGUAAAUGAAAGAAUAGUGAUCACUCCCCCCACUAACGGCGAACUUAAAGGGUACGAAUGGAAAUCCGUCUCACUGUUAAGUAAUCAACGUACGACCAUUUGUCGAUAUUAUCCAUAAUUUGUGUAUUUUUGGUAUUUAUGACAAAUGAUAAAAAUAAUAUACCGAUACAGACUGAAGAAAAGUCCAAUAAAGCACAGGCGCAUCCGAGUAUGUAUAAGGUGUUGUUUAAAUCCUUUGAAGUGGUCCCAAUACAAACAUUUAUUCCUUCUAUAAUUAUAUAUGGGUAUGCGUUCGAACAACAAUAUUGUUGUUUGCAUAUUAAAAAAAACUCGUGAUCAAAAAGCGAUCCUGGCAUCGAAUAAUCUCUGUUUUAAUAACAUAUUGAUUCUAAUUGCUACAUUUCAAUAAUUACAAGAAGAGCAUCUUUCUAAAUGUAAAACGAGUCAAAAGAUAGUUUAAUUAAAUCUUUAUAUGGUGUAUGUUCCUCUAAAGAAUUUUCCACUCAUAUGCGCCUGUGGAGAACUGCAAUUUUGUUUACCUAUUUGAAGGCUUUUUUUCGUGAAAGCACCUAUGCGACCUAAGUGACCACGGUUUAUUCGGUAGGAUGCACCAUGGCUCCUGAUCCCACGUCAGAUGUUUGGGAGGUCCAUGUUUGCUCUGCUACUACUUUGUACUGUUUGCGGACUUUUUGAUCUUGAAUACUGUUCGUUAUCACCAUCUUUCAUGAAACCGGUCGACAGGGGGUGUGAAAUUGACAUUUUUCCAGAUGCAGACGUUCCUAAUCUGUGUUGUUCCAUCUGAGCUUGAUUACUGUUGGUUGUCUUCAUAUUUCACGAAGAAAAAAAAAUAA
Messenger RNA from Saccostrea cuccullata (small rock oyster), 1450 nucleotides. RefSeq lists its product as uncharacterized. NCBI's taxonomy places the organism in Eukaryota, Metazoa, Mollusca, Bivalvia, Ostreida, Ostreidae. The transcript is spliced from 3 exons. The coding region runs from base 1 to 717 and encodes 238 amino acids. The record is from RefSeq and is a predicted model, not a curated record.